This is a messenger RNA of Adineta steineri, 1038 nucleotides long. NCBI's taxonomy places the organism in Eukaryota, Metazoa, Rotifera, Eurotatoria, Adinetida, Adinetidae. The record is from the annotation of a GenBank genome assembly.
AUGUUCAUCAAUCAAUUUUAUUUCGAAAAGAAAUCAUUUAUCCUUCGACUUUUUGUAAUAUGUCUAUUAUCUCUUAUAAUUUACAAACAAUGGAUUAUUUCUUACUCAAGUUAUAAAGCAUAUUUUUUUCAAGAAGACAAUGAACCUGUAGUUAAUCGAACACAUUAUCCAAAAGAAGCUUUUGUUACUUUUACAACUUCACGAGUAGAUUACAUUGAACUAUUGAAUGUUCUACUUGAUUCUGUACAUUUAUUUUCUACACGUUCAGUAAUCAUAUUUUCAAUUGAUUUUGAUUUAAUUAUUAAUCGUACACGACAUCCACGUGUUACAAUAGAACGUAUAUCACAUAAACAAUGUGGUCCAACAACAUAUGCAUGUAAAAUAUUAGCAAUGAUUUCUAGUGAAGUCAAUUAUGGUGUACAACUUGAAGUUGAUUCUGUUGUUAAUUAUAAUAUUGAUUUACUUUUCGAUAUGCUUCAUGUAUGGCCAUAUGAUCUUCCAUUAGGACCUAAACAUCCAGAUGAUCCAGGAAACUAUAAAUUUGAUAUGGAAGAUCAUAAAGUAAAAUAUCGAACAAUACCAUAUAUACAUGGAACAUUUGUAUGGACUUAUCGAGCUUAUCCAUUUCUUCGUCAUCUUUUAAAACUAAUGCAACGUGGAGCUUUUACGAAUGCAAAUUGUGAUGAAACAGGAAUGAAUGUUAUGUUAUGGAAAGCUAAAGCUAAUCAUACUCUAUGUAAAUAUGAUCCAUUUGGUUCAACCAAUAUCGAGAAAUAUGAACAAUCACAAAGUGCACCUAAAUGUUCACCCUAUUGUGAUGGAGUUUAUCUUAUUUUUCAUGGUCAAAAAGAAAGUUUUCUUUCCGAAAAUAUAUUAGAACGAUUGCGUACACUUGGUCCUAAUCAACCAUUUGUUCAAACACCUCAAGGUUUAAAAUGGUUUAAUGAUACAAAUAUUACAUGUUGUCAUCCAUCAGCAACAAGACCAUCACCAUUGCAUCCAUUAUUAUGUGAAUAUCAUAAAUAUAAUAAGACAUAA